Fusarium keratoplasticum is the source of this 735-nucleotide messenger RNA. RefSeq lists its product as uncharacterized. Gene Ontology annotation, molecular function: oxaloacetate transmembrane transporter activity; thiosulfate transmembrane transporter activity; sulfate transmembrane transporter activity. Gene Ontology annotation, biological process: succinate transmembrane transport; thiosulfate transport; phosphate ion transmembrane transport. Bases 1 to 735 code for a protein of 244 amino acids. The record is from RefSeq and is a predicted model, not a curated record. NCBI's taxonomy places the organism in Eukaryota, Fungi, Ascomycota, Sordariomycetes, Hypocreales, Nectriaceae. The transcript has 3 exons.
AUGAGGGUGUCUCUGGUCUAUACCGGGGUCUAUCAGCAGGCUUGCUUCGUCAAUAAUGUAGUGACUUACGGAUCCACAAGAUUCGCCAUCUACGAGUCCAUCAAGGAACAGUCUUCGAAACAUGGGGGUGGUCCAGCCCCCAUAACCAUCCUCCUACCAGGUGCCUUUCUAUCCGGCGCAUGCGGUGCCCUCGUCGGAAAUCCGGCCGAUCUUGCCAACGUGCGCAUGCAAAACGACCGGUCCCUUCCGCCGUCUCUUCGACAGAACUACCGCUCGGUAUUUGACGUUCUUGUUCGCGUCGCAAAGACAGAUGGUCUCCAAGGCUACCUCCGCGGUGUCUUUCCCAACGCUAUUCGGGCCGGUGCCAUGACGGGCUGUCAACUUGCCUCCUACGAUGGUAUUAAGCAGUCUUUGAUAGACAACUUCAGUCUCAAGGAUGGUGCACCAACACAACUGCUAGCUUCACUUCUGGCAGGCCUCUUAGCCACAACGAUAUGCAGCCCCAUCGAUGUCAUCAAGACACGCACCAUGAGUCAGGGAGGUUCAAGUUCAAUUAUCGGAAUGAUGACAGAAUUAACGAGAUCUGAGGGGUUGAGAUGGGCUUUCAGGGGGUGGUUACCCAGUUUUGCGCGGUUAGGGCCGCAUACAGCUGCGACACUGUUGAUUCUGGAGCAGCAUCGGCAUUUGUAUCGAGAGUAUAUAUCUCGAGGAAUAAAGCAGGAUGCGCUAUUGUAG